AUGAACUUUAAGAGCAUUCGCAUUGGAAACUAUAAAAUACUUGAAAGAAUAGGGUCCGGUGCUUUUGGGGAUAUAUACGAGGCACAGUGCAUGGAAACGUGCAAGAAAGUGGCGAUAAAAAUAGAGAAAAAACCAGGGUGCUCGCAAAUAUCGCACGAAAGGCACAUUUACAAGCUGCUGAAAACAGAGAACAACUACAUCCCAACUGUUCUUCAGGCAGGUUCUCUGAACAUGGAGGAUAUGAAGCGGUCUUUUCUGGUAAUGGACCUCCUGGGGCCGUCUCUCGAGUCCCUUUUCAACUACUGCAACCGAAAGUUUUCUUUGAAAACAGUGCUUAUGCUGGCAGAAAUGCUAAUAACUCGGGUCGAAUACUUGCACUACAAGCACAUCAUCCACCGAGACAUAAAGCCCGACAACUUUCUCUUUGGGGUCGCUAACCACAGCAAGUGCAUUGCAGAGGUGCUCUCAAAAAACACGUUCUACAUUCUUGACUUUGGCCUGGCGUGCAUGUACAGGACCUCGAACUACACGCACAGGCCAAUAACCACAAACAACAGGCUCUUGGGGACUGUUCGGUAUGUCUCGCUGAAUACGCAUAACGGAAUAAAUCAGAGCCGGCGGGAUGACCUGGAGUCGCUUGCGUACAUGCUUAUAUACUUUAUAAAGGGGAGGCUCCCGUGGCAGAGCAUCAAGUCGUCUAGCAAGGAGAUGCGGUACAAAAUGAUAGGAGAGAAAAAGGCAACAACCCCCGUGGAGGAGCUCUGCGCAGGCAUUGACCCGGCUUUCCAGGAGUUUCUGGUCUACGUGCGAAGGCUGGAGUAUGACCAGAUGCCGGACUAUCUGUAUAUUAAAAGAAUAUUUAGCAGUGCCAUGAUUCAGAAUAACUUCAUCUACGACUUUAGCUUUGACUGGUAUAAAAGAUACGCCGAAACUCGCGAGCCAAUAGAGCGGUGCAUGAAAAGCUCUAAGACUCGGCAGUAA
This is a messenger RNA of Nematocida major, 981 nucleotides long. RefSeq names its product casein kinase 1. Gene Ontology annotation, molecular function: protein serine/threonine kinase activity; ATP binding. Gene Ontology annotation, cellular component: nucleus; cytoplasm. The transcript has a single exon. The record is from RefSeq and is a predicted model, not a curated record. Lineage: Eukaryota; Fungi; Microsporidia. Gene Ontology annotation, biological process: peptidyl-serine phosphorylation; signal transduction; endocytosis. Bases 1 to 981 code for a protein of 326 amino acids.